AUGUCAAAACACACAGUUGUUCCUUCCUCUCAAAUCAUCGCAUCCUCAGGGGAACAAACUACUCAUCAACUCAUUGAAUUCAUAACACAACAAAAUCCGAGUGUAUCUGGAUUUAUUAAAAUCUUGGCUCGGAGAGAUUAUAUCUACGCAAUAACGUAUCCCGAUCAUGAAAUAUAUUGCACUCAACUCAAACACUGGAUCAACAACACUUCAUCAAGUUUAAUGUUUGAUCCGUUAGAAAAGAAUGGUAAUGGACUUGAGAUUGGAUUGAAGCGAGCAUAUUUUGUUGCAGCCUCGUAUGAUGCAUGUUUUAUUUUGGUGGAUCGGAUUGUUGAUGGAAUUGUUAUGCCUGAUUUGAGAGAGGGAUAUGCCACUCAUGAGCUACCCAAUGGGGAAUGCUACGAAAUUCCAAAGCGAUCAUCUGUUGUCUGCUUGCAAAUCGGACGUAACACGGAUGUGUCAACCUAUUGCUCUGAAUUGGUCAAUCUGAGCUCUAACGAGAAUCCAAAAUUUUGGUUGAGCGGUAUUGAGAAUGCGCUUAGAAAAGAUGAAUUCAUCACUUAUAUGGCAUGUGCUGCUAAUACUUUAGUAUUGGUGACAAAUCAUGGAAGAUUAAUUGUUGGAGGAUCCAAUGGAUUUGGAGAAUGUGGAUACGGUGAAAAAAGAUCCUUUUCUGCAACAAGUCCCCAUCCAUUCUGUGAAGAAAAUCCACAUGUAAAAUUUUGUAAAGUUGCCUGUGGAGAUCAUAACAUUGUUGCUCUCACUCAGUGUGGACGCAUUUACGUAUGUGGAUAUAAUUCUACUUGUGAAUUAGGCAUAUCAGACACUGGAGAUCAGAAAGAAAUUAAGGAAAGUGUGGGUUUUGCGAAAAUUACACAUUCAGAUCCAGCCAUUGAUGUCGCUUGUCAUUAUUAUGGAGUGAUAUUUUUGACAAAAAGUGGUUCAGUUUUUGUUUCUGGAGGAUCAAACAAAUCACUCACUCAAAUUACACUCCCUUAUCAAUACAACGGCACAUUAUUCAAUGUUGUGAAAUCAAUUGGAGCUGGUAGUCAGUCAUUUAUGAUUUCAUUGACCGACUCCAACCAUUCAGAUUAUUUAUUGCUCACAGUUUCAAGACAAUCAAAUUAUGCUUCUCCCAUUGAAAUGCACAAAGAAUUCUUUCGAUCUAUUUCUCCAAAUACACAACGAAUAGACGUGACAGGAAGUGAUCACAUGAGUUAUAUUAGCUACGUUCAACAACGAGCUGUGAUUGCUGGUACGACACUCCAGAAGCAAUUAACAAAGCAUCUCACAGAUUGUUAUGAGGAAAAAUCAUUGUCAGAUAUUGACAUGAUAUUUUUCGUUUAA
Messenger RNA from Naegleria lovaniensis, 1347 nucleotides. RefSeq lists its product as uncharacterized. The transcript is spliced from 4 exons. The record is from RefSeq and is a predicted model, not a curated record. NCBI's taxonomy places the organism in Eukaryota, Heterolobosea, Eutetramitea, Acrasida, Naegleriidae. Bases 1 to 1347 code for a protein of 448 amino acids.